Amblyraja radiata (thorny skate) is the source of this 4896-nucleotide messenger RNA. It is a transcript of the gene cass4, whose product is annotated as Cas scaffold protein family member 4. Bases 62 to 2830 code for a protein of 922 amino acids. The record is from RefSeq and is a predicted model, not a curated record. Lineage: Eukaryota; Metazoa; Chordata; Chondrichthyes; Rajiformes; Rajidae. Gene Ontology annotation, biological process: cell migration; cell surface receptor protein tyrosine kinase signaling pathway. The transcript has 7 exons. Gene Ontology annotation, molecular function: protein binding. Gene Ontology annotation, cellular component: plasma membrane; cytoplasm.
GUAAGGGGACCUUGGAAGAACAGUGAGAUUCUAAAGUGGGUCAAAAAGAGAAAGGAAGCAUAUGCAAGGUUUAGGAGGAUUAACGCGAAUACUGCCUUUGAGGAGCAUAAAGCAAGCAGGAAAGAAGUCAAGCAGGACCAGAGGGAGCCAUGAAAUGUCAUUGGCAAGUCGCAUAAAAGAAAAUGCCAAGGCGUUUUAUAUGUACGUUAAGUGCAAGUCGGUAACUGGGGAGAAGAAUCUUAUGGCAAAGGCUCUCUAUGACAACAAGGCAGAGACAUCCGACGAGCUUGCGUUCCGUAAAGGAGACAUACUGACUGUGAUAGAACGGAAUAUCAAGGGGGAUGAAGGUUGGUGGCGCUGCUCUCUGCACGGACGGCAAGGCAUUGUACCCGGAAACCGCCUACAGCUCAUCAGUGGAUCGCAAUAUGACAUGCCAUCCCUGUACCUCUCCCCAUGCCCAACCCUCCGCAGGCCGUCGCAGCUCGAUAUUUACCAGAUGCCAACCAACCAAUACCCAAGCUCACCCUUGUCUUCCAGUUCUCACCUGCAGGACAACAUCUAUCAGGUACCAUCAAGGCCUCAGUCUUAUGGCCAGCAUUACCAAGUGCCAGGACCUUCUGCUGAAUACUGUUGGGACAGAGGGCAGGCACCAACACGCCAGGUGUUUUCGCUUCCCCGAAUGGGACCGGCCUUCAGCCUGAACUCCAUUUCAGGACCUUAUGCUGAUGCCUACGAUAUCCCGCCGUCCCAUAUCUCCAGACUCCAGGGCAACCAGAUGCCUAACACUGCUGCAAUAGAAAGGAAAUCUUCCAUGUUUCAUACAGAGGAGGAGAGACAACUAAUCCAGCAGUUGUAUGACAUUCCACCGAGUUUUGAAAGACAUAGAGCAGUGACUCAGAGUCAGGUGUACGACGUUCCCCCGCGGAUGAGCCUGGACUUGCCGGCCAGCGUCUACGACACGCCGCCGGCGGCGGGGAGGGAGCUGGCGGCUGUCCGGAGGCCGGCCUGGGAGUGUCCGGAGGAGCGGCGACCAUCCAGCCCGGCCGUGUACGACGUGCCGGUGUCUAGAGAGGAGGUGGCUGCCCGCUACAGCGCGCCCCCGCCAUGGCCCGGCUCCGGACAGGCUCUGUACGACGUACCCGUCCCACAGGGGGCCGGCCUGUACCACACCCCCCUGUCCCGGGCCCGGUCGGCCGAAAUCUACGACGUGCCCGCCAGCUUGCCCAAGCCGCCAGCCGCAGCGACUGCCAUCUACGACCUGCCACGACUCCCAGCCGGUCCCCAGCCGGUGUACGACGUCCCCCCGCUGGUGUCCAGAGGGGCUGCCCAGUGGCCGGAGCGCAGGCAGAGCGCCCCGGCCACGCCCCAGCGGCCGGCCUCGUACCCGGCUCAGGCCACGACCCAGCGUCCGGCCACCGACCUCUCUCCGGCCACUUCCCGCUCUCCGGCCCUCUCCCUCUCUCCGGCCACGGCCCAACGUCCAGCGACUUUUCCCACCGCUCCCCAGAGUCCGGACAUCUCACCCGCUUCGGCCACUUCCCGCUCUCCGGCCACCGCCCUCUCUCCGGCCACGGCCCGGCGUCCAGCUCCCUCUCCGGCCUCUCCCCCCGCCGGGCCGGGGCCGGAGCAGGAGGAGAUGAGCCUGGACGCGGCGGAGGCGGCGGCCGUGCUGGGCCGGCUCCAGCAACAGGUGUCGGUGUCGGUGGGCAGCAUCAUGGUGUUUGUGAGCAGUCGCUGGCGGCUGCGGGAACAUCUACAGCCCCACCUGGGCGAGGUGCGCUCGGCGGCCGGCACCGUGCUCACCAGCCUGGCCGCCUUCCUGGGGCUGGUGCGCGGGGUGAGGGUGAACGCGGCCCGCCUGACGGACGCCAACCUCCAGAGCCGCCUGUGCAAGCAGCUGGAGGUGGUGGAGGACUCGCAGCAGAUCCUGGUGGAGACGAGCCGGGCGCUGGCCGACUGCGGCUGGGCUCUGGACGCGCUGGUGUUGACCCAGACCCAGACCCAGGCGGCGCCAGACCACCUGGACCGCUUCAUCAUGGUCACCCGCACCGUGCCCGACGAUGUCAAGCGCCUGGUCUCCAUCAUCAUAGCCAACGCCAAGCUCCUCUUCGCCCAGAAGCAGCCCCCGCAGGCGAGCCCCCCUACCCCGGGUGCGGCCGAGAUUAGGGCCCGUCUACAGAGGAGGACCACCAAGCACAAGGCGCCGGUCCCCAUCCCGCUGCGGAAGGUGCAGAGCGUCAAAGCCGGCACGCACAACCGGGCAGAAGACUGCGAAUAUGUCCAGUUACAGAGGAAGGAAGAAUUUGAAAACCAGGAGAAGGAAAAAGAAAGCAUCCGGCAGAGAGAGAAGGAGAGCUUCAGGCAGAAAAAGCUCUUGCUCGAGCGACAGAUGUCGGAAGUGAAGAUCCGAAGGCCAGGCGAUGUCAGUGUCAAAGUGAGUCCGGAGGUGAUCCAGUCUCCAGCUCCCAGCUCUGAGUUAUGCAGGAUGUAUUUCAGUGCCCUGCAGAAGGCCAUCGUGUCCUUCACUGACACCAUCAACGGCAACCAGCCGGCAGAUGUGUUGAUCAAACACAGCAAGGUGGUGAUCAUGAUCGGUCAGAAACUGGUGGACACCCUGUGCCAGGAGACCGGGCACAAGAACGUUCACAAGGAGAUGCUCAGCAAAAGCAACCAGUUUUGUGGCCUCAUGAAGAAGGUGGCUGUGGCAACCAAGAACGCGGUGAUGCAGCCAAGCCCGACAACAGUGCAAGAAAUGAAAGAUCAGGUGGCGGAACUGCGGCAGCAAGCUGAGCAGCUCAGGCUCUUCCUGGAAAAGAACACUGGCUCAUAAUGGGGGUGACUGCAAGAAGGGAGGACCUCCCUCAUUGAAAUCAACUUCAAUACCAUUACCGUGGACAGCAUCUCUUGCCCUUUGGGUCCUCCCAGCUUUAUUUUCCGAUCAGCAAUUGGGGUUAAGAUGACCCCUUUACUUAAUAACUCCGAACUCACAGAAUUAUUAUUCCAGCCAACUUCGGUCUUUUGUGCCAGGUUGUGAAGUUAAAGAACAUGAUCUCUACAUUCCGCCGUGUCGUACAUACCCAACAUUUGUUAAAAAGGAGCCGGAGAGAUGUUUCCAUGUUGACGCAUCUUCUCCGCACCAUUCUACUUAUCACUAAUGUUGCAUUCAGAUCAUAGAACAGAGGAUACUACAGCACGGGAACAGGCACUUUGGUCCACAAUGUCUCUGCUGAACACGAUGCCAUGAGCAACUCUUAUCUGUCUGUAUAUAAUCCAUAUCCCUUCACUCCCGAAACAACCGUGUGCCUAGCUAAAAGCCUCUUAAAUGCCACUAUCGUAUCUGUCACAACACCACCCCUUGGGGUGCAUCCCAGGCCCCCAGCACUCUGUAUAACACACUUGCCUUAUACAUCUGGACAGGCCUUUUGGCCGUUCAUGUUUGUAGAACAGCACAAGAACAGGCUCUCCGGCCAGCCAUGUCUGUGUCCAACUUGAUGCCAAGACUAUCAUGUCUACCUGCACAUAACCCAUAUUUUUCCAUACCUAGCAUACCCAAAUGCCUAGCCAAAGAUCUCUAAAUGCCACUAAUGUAUCUGCUUCAAUCACCACCCCCAGCAGGGUAUUCCAGGCACUUAUCACCCUCUGUGUAAAAGAAAAACCUGCUCCUCGCAUUUCCUUUCAACUUUGCCCUCUCACCUUAAAGAUAAGGUCAUUCUGUGCUUUCCACUUUGAUAGUUUGCCUGAGCUUGAACUCUUCCAAUUAUUUAUAACUCAAGGCAGAAACUAAAUAUUCUUACAAAGGUCUAAAAUCUAAUAUGUCAAUCGCUCACCUCAAUAGCUUAGCUCCUGAAUUCUGCCCACAUGAGCAACCUAGUCAAUGCACUAUGUUAAUUACGAAGAAAAUAAUUGCUCAGCCUCAGCUGCAAAUGGUUAAUGUACAACAGCAAGCAUUCGUGACUAUCAGAUUAUGUCUUAGUUCCUCAAAUGGGAACAUUGCAAAUGGAGAAGGAAAUUAUUUGAAUUCGGCUAAUGUCUAUUGUUUCCACUUUUAUGCUAGCCCACUCCGUCUUAUUUAUGGAAUAUUCUCUCUGUUAAAACCAAAGUUUGUUCUUGCUGCUCUGUGCUUGAAAGAUUUAACACGGGGCUGGGUGUAAAUGACAUGAGUUUGCCUUCCCCAGAAGUGUCCAGCUGUAGAAUACAUGUGGUCCCUUGAAUUCUUGGCAAGAGUCAGGUAUUCCUUGCACUGACAGCCCAGGAGCCUGCAGUACCGUUGCAGAAAUGUUCUGCUUUCCCAUACCUUCCACAUGCAUCGCCUCGGUCUGUAGGUGUUCAUGCCGACUCAGUGGGGGUGAAAUUUGAUUAGUUGGCGGGAAGUUGUGAAUCAGACGGAGUGUAAGAUGGGUUGUCAAUUUGUUACUUCUGAGUGAAUCAUCAGCAAGUUUUAAAGUUUGCUACUCAUCGGCCAAACGUCCAGUUCGGUCUGAUUCUGCUAAUAUUAUGUCCAUUGCUUCCUGAAAUGGUCCCUGAGCUCAUUGCUUCUCACACCACAGCUGAGCUUAGUGGCGUUUAGGUCAAAUCAAAAUUCACCAACCAUUUUGCUCUGGUUUCCCAUGGGUUCUGUUUAAUACCAGAUGUCUGCUGCAUGUUAGAUACAGGGACUGGUCCAGGUUUGGUCAGGAAACGACUGGUAAUGCUUCAUUAACUCUGAGUGGGAAUGGUUGAGAAUAAAGAGAGGGAAAUGCAAUGUGCCUAACCAUUCCCAUGGCACUGCAUAUCAUUGUUAAAUAUCAUGCCAACACCCAAUAUCUAGCUUCAUUUAAAGUCUUAGAAUAAAGGGGAAGCCAUUUAAGACUGAGGUGAGAAAAACGUUUUCACCCAGAGAGUUGUGAAUUUGUGAAA